AUGGCAGCAUGGCUAGAUAUUGUCAGAGAAGGAGAGGAUUGGACUUUAGUUGAUACGGACCGGCUAGGAGAGCUUGUGAAGGGGAUGCCGUUUCCUGAACGCCAAUAUCCGGAUUUAAUUUACUUCGCUGGUCAUAAAAGCCGAAUCAGAGCCCUAAGAUCUUUCCUUCCACAAAAUAAUGUCACCCGCAAGGGUGCUAAUGGGUUGGUCCGCCUACAUAUUGACCAUAAGGCUAUCAAUACGGAUAGUCCUCUCAUGAUUGCUGAGAGCAGUCUAUGCGUACAGCAGAGUACUGGCGAUACCAAAUGGCUCAGACACGCGACUACCAAGCAUCGAAAAUACGCAAUCUCGACGGCGAGAGGCUUGUCUUCCGCUGAAUCAAUACAGGAAGAAACAAAAAGACAGCUCGUCCUACCAUGGACUCGGGUCUUGUGCUUGUUUGUCGAAUCCGAAUCCGAUCUCAAAGCCACGCAAAGUUUGCUCCAGCAACCACAUAGGCAGCUGAAAGUCGGGAGCCAAGCUAUUCGAUCUUCACCCGAGGUGAUCAUUAUAAUCAAUAAGAACAUUCACGGGUCAGCGAUCGCCUCACCAAGAUAUGAAAAACUGCGUCAGAUAGUCGAGGGAGGGAGGAUCACAUUCCUAGAUCUGAGUUCAAGAUCCAGUCUUUCUGAUAGGAUCACUUUUGAGCCGUUGUGGGCCCUUAUAUCUGAGAAGCUGCAGUCAAUCCAGGCCGAAGAUGAGAUAGUCUGUGGUCGGUUUUCUGCUUUUCAUCUGAGCUCAUUCUGGGGCGCAAGUGUUCCAGCCAAUGGCCAGCUCUGGAAAGCAUCGCCAUUAGAUCUGCUAGCUCAAGCUCGGAUAGGGUUCCCCAAAACCGAGAAGAAAGAUGAAUUCCUGCACGAGCUUUUGCACAGCGCGAUGUCCUCUGUCAACCAUAGUGCUGUUCCAGAAGGAUUGGUUGAAGCUGUCGCUUCGGCUUUUCUGAUGAAUGCUUAUCCACCGGGCAUGCACGGAUUCCCUCCCUCAGUAGUUUUUACCGUCCUAUACGAGGCUCAUUGUACAGGUAUCUGGAACUUUUAUCCUUUUGGGAGUCUCACCGAACGCAUUCGAUCGCGCUUUGUUGAAAGGUUCGCGGAAUUGAGCGUCAACAGAACUUCCUCAUCUAUCCGCAAAGAUGCACUUGGCCAAUUUCAUCGUCAGGGAGGGAACCUUUAUUCCACUACCACCUGCUUUGUUUGCUUGCUUCGGCCCCCAGAGCAUAUGUUACCAUGUACACACGCAUUGUGUGACACCUGUGUGGCGAUAUUUGGGAAUUUUGAACCCUCCAGGGCGUAUCAAGUAGAAAUUGCCCAAUGUCCGAUUUGUGAGCGCAAGUGCAACAUGACCAUCCGUCAGCUUCCUCCGACAAAGCGCCCCGUUAUUCUCAGCCUAGACGGAGGAGGUAUCCGCGGCCUCAUCCAGCUGGGGCUUCUCUGUGCAUUGGAAAAACGCAUUGGUAUACCCAUUGCAUUGCUGCCGGACUUGUGCGCCGGAACGAGUGUAGGUGCAUUGGCGGCAAUUGACAUCUUCAUCAACGGUAGUUUGGCCACCGGCUGUUUCCUCAAAUUCCCCGAUCUGGCACGAAAGAUUUUCCGUCGUGAAUACAGGCAUCCGAUUCUUCGCUAUGCCCAUUGGCUGGCCUCUGCAUUCAAUCUGACCUCCCACGGGCUCUACGAUUCGAGAAGGUUAUCGGAAACUUUACAAGAAGCCAUCAAUCCCGGUCGUCGAGUCUUUGAUGUUCCCACCAUGAGCCCGUCAGGCUGUCGAGUGGCUGUUGUAGCAAGUCGUACCUCCGAUGGAAAGGCAUGCGUGAUGGCAAACUAUCGAGGAGUUGGUCGGAGUGCAGCUCCUGCUGCUUAUCACUUUGUGAUUCCCCACGACAAUCAAGAGGACCUGGAUUUGAUAGAAAUAACAAUCUCCAGCGUUGCAGCACCCUUUUAUUUCUCGACGAAAGUGUUACCUGGUCUAGGGCCGCUACAAGAUGGCGGAGUGCGUGCAAACAAUCCGUUGUCAAUUGCUCUGCGCGAGUCAAGUAUGGUUUGGCCUGCGGCAGAAAGACAUGAUCUCCUUCUUUCAGUCGGAACCGGGUGGUCGUCUUCUGUCCAAGAUCCCUCCUCAGGCUGUUGUAGUAGACUACGGGAGGGUGCUCUCCCGCGUCUUCUCCGGGCCUUGAUGUUCUCCCCCUCGAUGGACGGCAAACAAGGAUAUUUCGAAGCACUCAAUUAUCUUCCUCAUCAUUCAAAGCCGGAUGUUUUUCGACUUGAUCAUGAGACCCAUGGUCCAAUACCCGAGUUAGAUGAUAUCAAUUCAUUGGAAAAGAUGCUAAAGAUGAAAUUCGCCGUCCCAGAUCCGCUCAUUCGGGCAGUACUCGCGACGGCAAUGUUUUUCUUUGAGCUGGAUGAAACCCCCGUGAGAAGCCACGACAGCUUUCAAUGCCGAGGCUCGAUCCUUUGUGCGAGACCCGGUGCUGUUUCGAUCCUCCAGCGAGUCUCGAGCAUCUACAGCAGACCUCUUGAUGCGGCAAAACAUGAGACUUCAGCAAACCCACUUCCUAAAAUUCCCUCGGUUGGCUUAUCGGCCCCUGAAAUCAACCUUCUAGAUCACCAAAUUGCCUUGGCAAGAGGAUCUACGAUGGCCUUGGAAAUGACACGGUCGCGUCUACAGCUUUGCAAGGGACAGAUCAACAUACCACGUGACGAUUUGAGGAGACAAAAGCUACGACAAAAGGCUCAGCAGCAACGCGAAAACGAAUUCUAUCAAGAUUGUUUUCAAAUAUUUCGCCAGCUUAUCAUCACAAUCAUGGAAUCCACACAGGAUUUGGUAUUGCAGUAUCAUUUCCAUCCCGGGAAAGGGCCGGUGAAAGAUCCACGCUUGAUCCGAACAAUCAUACUCUUAAGUGUAGCACUGGACAAAUCACGAGCCGAAGAAGCUGAGGCCGAGAAACAAUUGAAACAACAAUGGGGCGUUCCCUCCACGCUUUCAUCAGCCUCUGGGUGGCUAUGA
This is a messenger RNA of Penicillium waksmanii, 3039 nucleotides long. RefSeq names its product patatin-like phospholipase family protein. The transcript has 6 exons. Lineage: Eukaryota; Fungi; Ascomycota; Eurotiomycetes; Eurotiales; Aspergillaceae. Gene Ontology annotation, biological process: arachidonate metabolic process. The coding region runs from base 1 to 3039 and encodes 1012 amino acids. Gene Ontology annotation, cellular component: membrane. The record is from RefSeq and is a predicted model, not a curated record.